UAUACAUAAACAUGCAUGUCUAUGUCGAACCCCAACUUAACUGCAACUUAGAGAUCCUUGAGAAAGCGAAACAAAGUAGCCAUUCCAUAGCCUCCUGAUCACCGGCAGCGCCCUCCAUCGACAGUUCCAAGGAUGAUAGACUUGGUUUCCUGCGACUCGAAGCUACUCCGGACAUGGAGGAAGCUCUCAUGGCUCCUCAGGCCGCCCUUCAAGCGGUCGUUCUCCAUACGAGCCUUGAGGUUCCGAAGCCUCAGCCGCGGGGGGGAGAGGAGGAGCUGCUGGAGCGGCAGAUUCCGAUCCUUCCGGCUCACCCUCUGCACCUCGAGGCAGCCGGAGGAGCUGGACAGGCUCGGCGAGCUCCGGAGCAUGACGGAACGAGAUCGGUUCCGCGCGCCGUUCCCGUCACCCAUCACUCCGGCCUACGUCAAGCUCGCGAGUCUCCAGCCGAGGGAGCCCGAGGUGGAGGCGGCGUGCCGGAGCUUCCGGAGCUGCCUGGCGGAGAUGCUGGCGGAGGAGGGCAGGGUGGAGGAUCUGGUCAACGUCGAGGAGCUGCUUCACCAUUGGAGCAGCUUGAGGUCGCCUGCUUUUGUUGAACUGGUGUGCAGCUUCUACGAACAAGUAUGCAAUGAGUUGUUUAUAGGCAGCGAGGAGGAGGAGCUGCUUCAUGAAGACUUGUGAAGGACACAUAUUUGUCUUCCUUCAAUAAUAUUGUGGACUCCAUACAUCCUCUUAUUCUUUCUUGCAAUUAUUUCUAAAUGAUUCCUGUGAAGAUUUAUGAAAGAUAUGAUCAUGUAUUUAUGUUGGAUGACUAUAUGUUAUACAAUCUUAAUUCUA
Messenger RNA from Musa acuminata AAA Group (dessert banana), 834 nucleotides. RefSeq lists its product as uncharacterized. Bases 133 to 678 code for a protein of 181 amino acids. The transcript has a single exon. Lineage: Eukaryota; Viridiplantae; Streptophyta; Magnoliopsida; Zingiberales; Musaceae. Gene Ontology annotation, biological process: negative regulation of DNA-templated transcription. The record is from RefSeq and is a predicted model, not a curated record.